Thyridium curvatum is the source of this 1365-nucleotide messenger RNA. RefSeq lists its product as uncharacterized. The record is from RefSeq and is a predicted model, not a curated record. The transcript is spliced from 6 exons. The coding region runs from base 1 to 1365 and encodes 454 amino acids. Gene Ontology annotation, molecular function: transcription cis-regulatory region binding; DNA-binding transcription factor activity. Gene Ontology annotation, cellular component: nucleus. Lineage: Eukaryota; Fungi; Ascomycota; Sordariomycetes; Thyridiales; Thyridiaceae. Gene Ontology annotation, biological process: positive regulation of transcription by RNA polymerase II.
AUGAACGACCGGUGCGCCUCGACUGGCCGCGAAUGCACUAGGGGAUACAAAUUCCGCGUCGAAAAGGGUGAGCUCGGACCUCAGGUAGACGUACAAGAAGAUACCGACACUGACCUCCUCGCAAGGACUCUUCCCGGCGCGCCAGAAGUGGAUCAAAACGCCGAAACGAUCGAGUCGGGCAUCGAUGCUGUCGGGCCUGACGUAGGCGCAGUAUCGUCAGAGGCACAUCUUUCCGUUGACACUCAACGGGAUGACUCUGCCAUUAGGCCACAAGAACCACCGCGCAUGUUACAUUUUGCUAGUGAUACCUUCCCGGAUGGCCCGCAACCGGCUGCCUCUGCAGAACCAGGCUCGCCCACUGACCGUUUCAUUUUGCAUGAGGAGCUCCUAGCACCCGCGGUCCGGUCUGUUGGUGAGAACAUUCGAGGCGGUCAUAUCCAUGAAGCCGCAGCACGCACUUAUGUCGACAGGCCUGCAUUGCUCUUGCGCGACAGACAAGAAGCGAUCCUAUUUCGACACUUUCUCGACCUGUGUGAUGCUGCGCAGUCCUUCGAGACUGUUGUACCGCAGCGGGCCGCCACAUGCACCAUCCUGCUGAAUGCCAUCCUCGCCCUCUCAGCGAAGCACCUGAAUCAUGUCGAAGGGUUUGACCCCUACGCGUCCGAUCGGUAUCACAAGGUGUGCCUCAAUGCACUAAUUCCCAUGCUGAGCCACGACGCGACAGUGUCGGAUGAGAAUCUAUUUGCGGCGACCAUCAUCCUAAGGGUGUGGGAGGAAAUGGAAGUCAAGCACUCGGGAAUCGACGCGCAUAGCUACUUGCUAGGCAUCCACGCUUUUGUUCACGGAGGAGCCAGAUAUCUCAAGCCGGGAAGCCUGAGCGCCGCGUCAUUCUGGGUAGGCCUGCGGCAAGAAAUCUACAGUGCCGUCAUGAACCAGCAGCCAGUCCGCAUCAACCUUGUCCACUCGCUGGUGGACCGCACGCUUGGAGAGGCAGACGACUACGCCUGGGCCAACCGGGCCGUGGUGCAUUGCGCCGACGUGCUGAACUUUUGUUUCGGGGACCCCGGCCGACAGCCCGUCAAGUGGUGGGCCGAGCUUGAAAGGUGGAACGGCCAAUGGAACCGCCGCCGGCCGCCGUCCUUCACCCCUAUUUUCUCCAAGGAGCGGGGCGAGGGAGAUGCAUUCCCCGAGGUCUGGUACCAGAGCAGCUGCCACGCCAUUGGCGUACAACACCACCUCCUCGCCGAGCUAUUCCUCGUCUCGUUUGAUCCCAAGCUUCCCCGCAUCGGGAGCCAUCGCAAGGAAGCUGCCAAACGGAUAGAUGUGAGUCCUAUCUCGAUGGCGGUGGUACCGAGCAUUGACUGA